GAUUUGGCGAAUCUUAAGUCUAAUGAGUACAUCGAAAAUAAGACUUUUGCCGAGGAUUUAACUGAAGGAAAGUUUUCCUACCCUAUAGUCCACGCCAUACAAAACUAUCCACACGAUAGCUCUCUAAUCAAUAUUCUGCGCCAAAGAACCAAAAACAUUGAGCUCAAGAAGUUUGCGGUGAAUAAGUUGGAGGAAUUGGGAUCAAUUGACUACACAUACGAAGCUUUGAGACAUUUUAAACGGGAAAUAAUGAAUGAUCUGCAG
This is a messenger RNA of Medioppia subpectinata, 264 nucleotides long. Lineage: Eukaryota; Metazoa; Arthropoda; Arachnida; Sarcoptiformes; Oppiidae. The record is from the annotation of a GenBank genome assembly.